AUGAAAGGUAAACGUCGCACAAGUAUUGGAAGUCAUGAAAGGGAUGAUGACUGGAAAGAAUUCGAACUGGAGCACUUGGAAGUGGAGCCUGUGCUUGGGGAUGUAAUGUGGGUCAGGCGUUAUGAUGAUGGGUUGUGGUGGCCUGCAGUGGUUGUUGAUGACAACAAUAUCAGUGCGAGCAGUAAACCUCGCAAUAGAUCAAUGGGAGAUGUUCUUGUUAGGCUAUACGGAAGCUAUCAAUACUUUUAUGCUGAUCCGGUUAAAUGUCGUUCUGAGUUUGAGAUUACGCUCAAGGAGAAUGGUGGUUGUUACCAUGAAAUGUUUGUGGAAGCUUUAGAGCAGGAUCUCCCUCGAUCAAAAUCUGGCCGAUCAAAGGGGAAAGGAUCCAAUUCUAAAGGCACAUCAAAUGGAAGAGCUAGUGCUUCUAAAGAUAAGAGCUCCAAUCAAAAUCGAGUCAACUGCAAGAGAGAAUCCUCAACUCAUGCUAGGGUCUCUCCAAGGAAACAAAUCAAUGCGAAUACACCGGUAAGAAAGACGAAGGAUGACAAUUUUCUUUCUAAAAUUGUUGAGGAAGCAAUUAGUAAGGCCUCCAAUCAAGAUGUGUUGGAAAAGGAACUUAAAUUUGACAGCCCAAACACUAAAGGAAAUUCAAAAGGAACACCUAAGCAAGAUGGGAUGAGGAAUAAACUCAAAAGGAAUUGCACAAGUACCAAUGGACAAGCACAAACAAAAACCCCUGAUCAGGCAGAGAAGAAGAGACUUAAGCGAAAUAGUCAAAGUGCUGCAGCAGACACCAACUAUCAAAGCCCUGAGAAAGAUGAGGAGCGGGAGAAACAUGAGCUGAGCCCAAGCUCUGGUGGUGGAACAUUUUUUGGAAGGUUACAGGAAUUGCGGAGAACUAAAGUCAUGCAAACCCUCGGUCUAGUUGCCCCUUCUGGGCUAGACUCCAUCCCCUCGCUUAAAGAGGACGCAUUUGACUCAGAAGAUCCAUAUUGGCUGCUUUAUUGUUCAAAGAAGGGUGACAAAGAAGGAGUGCUAAAAGAGUUAGACAAAGGUGUGGAACCCAAUCUGGCCGAUUAUGAUAAGAGAACAGCUCUUCGUUUGGCACCCUGUGAAUGCCGCACUGAAGUCGGUCACACUCCUCUGUCAGAUGCUCCCAGUUUUGGCUACCAAGAUAAUUGCAAAAUUUUGGAAACUCGAGGUGGAGUAGAUCCAGUAGGACUUGAAAGCGAGACUCCAAUAUGCUAUAAGAUUAAUUUCUCUGAAGUGGUCAUUGAUGGUGCAACACUUGUAGGAGAAGGAUCAUACGAUGAAGUUUACUUUGUGAAAUGGGGUGGUAAAAAGGGAAGACUCGAUCAGCAAACAACAGCUGCUUAUGUUUUGGAUAUUGCAAGGGGCAAGUUUUGGAUAACACCAAGGAAUGUGUUACAAGAUGAGUCUGGGCACCUCAAGGUUACAGACUUUAGCUUAAGCAAAAUUGCACAUGAAAAGGAUGCCCAAAUUUACAAAAUGACUGGAGGAGUGGGUUCAUACAGUGGCAUCUGA
Molecule: messenger RNA, 1545 nt
Organism: Dovyalis caffra
Lineage: Eukaryota; Viridiplantae; Streptophyta; Magnoliopsida; Malpighiales; Salicaceae
Source: the annotation of a GenBank genome assembly